Cataglyphis hispanica is the source of this 1246-nucleotide messenger RNA. Its product is annotated as dynactin subunit 5-like. The transcript has 4 exons. NCBI's taxonomy places the organism in Eukaryota, Metazoa, Arthropoda, Insecta, Hymenoptera, Formicidae. The record is from RefSeq and is a predicted model, not a curated record. The coding region runs from base 138 to 683 and encodes 181 amino acids.
UGAUUGGUGAGUGACAGAGGCCAGUGACAGAUUACCGCUUAUUAUCCAUUGUUUGUGAGACUUCGUUGAAGUAUUAUUUGCUUAUAAUAAUUUGAUCACUGAACAACACACGAUUGUAUGAACAAGGAUAUAUCGAGAUGGAGCCGCAGGAUACUUAUUAUAACAAGGCCGAAUAUGUUGAAACGGCUUCAGGAAAUAAGGUUAGCAGGCUGACAGUAUUAUGCGGCUCGCAAAACAUUGUAUUGCAUGGAAAAGUGAUAGUACAAUCUGACGCUAUUAUUAGAGGUGAUCUGGCCAAUGUUAGAACUGGUCGUUAUUGUAUAAUUAGUAAGAAUGCUGUCAUCCGACCACCUUUCAAGAAAUUCAGCAGAGGGGUUGCCUUUUUUCCUUUAACAAUGGGAAAUCACGUGUUUGUGGGAGAACGGGCGAUCGUAAAUGCAGCAUUAGUUGGUUCUUAUGUUUACAUAGGGAAAAACGCCAUAAUCGGCAGACGAUCGGUCUUAAAAGAUUGUUGCUACAUCGAAGACGGUGCGGUCGUGCCACCUGAAACUAUCGUGCCGUCUUUCACUCGUUUCGCUGGCAGUCCAGCGACAUAUGUCGAAGAGUUGCCUGAGUGCACGCUGGAUCUCAUGGUAGACUUCACGAAGAACUAUUACGAACAUUUUUUACCGGCGCGAGUUUAAGUGAUACACAUACAGUAGUUUAUAGUCAAAAGGUUUGUUCAUUUCAGCAGUGUAUUAUAUUGAGAGUGAUUUUGUCACUCGUAAAAUAUAAUCAAUUAUUGGAAUGAGAAAUAGAAAGAAAAAAAUUUAGGAAAAACCAAAGCUAUGUAAGAGAGUACAGUUGAAAAGAAUGGAUUUAAGAUCGGCCGCAUAAAUUUUAUAAAUUUGUUAUAUUUUUUCCUUUGGAAAAAAUGUUCAACUCUUCUUGUAAUAUAAAAUAGAGUAUCUUGUAUAUAUUUACGUAUACAUAUAUCGCACUUUUGAAAUCGCUAUGCGGCCGAUUUUGAAUGUGAAUAAUUUUAUUUAUCUGCGAUAAUUCAUUUAUUCUUAACACAUUUAUUCUUACAUUUAAUGCAUCGUUAACGAAAGGAUCUAUUUAUUACACAUUUCGUAUAUAUUUACUUUAUAAAGUAAUUUAUUUCACGAUAUUACAUAGAUUAAAAUCAUUUUCUUUUUAAAUGGAUAUAUAUAUACUAAAGUAAAUACUAUUCAUACUUAAAACCAGAAAUUUUAUAAAUUUUAUA